Messenger RNA from Mesitornis unicolor (brown roatelo), 360 nucleotides. RefSeq names its product beta-2-microglobulin (gene B2M). The coding region runs from base 1 to 360 and encodes 119 amino acids. Gene Ontology annotation, biological process: positive regulation of T cell activation; peptide antigen assembly with MHC class II protein complex; immunoglobulin production involved in immunoglobulin-mediated immune response. The transcript has 3 exons. Gene Ontology annotation, molecular function: MHC class II protein complex binding. The record is from RefSeq and is a predicted model, not a curated record. NCBI's taxonomy places the organism in Eukaryota, Metazoa, Chordata, Aves, Mesitornithiformes, Mesitornithidae. Gene Ontology annotation, cellular component: MHC class II protein complex.
AUGGAGCUGACGCUGAAGGUCGGGGUCCUGGUGCUGGUCGCGCUGGUCAGCCUGGGCAAGGCGGAUGAGGCCCCCAAGGUGGAGGUGUACUCUCGUAGACGUGUCGUAGAUGGCGAGGAAAAUGUCCUCAACUGCUUCGUGAGCGGUUUCCACCCGCCAAAGAUCGAAAUCUCCAUCCUCAAGAACGGGCAGCCCAUGAGUGGCGUGAAGUACGCGGACAUGUCCUUCGAUGACAAGUGGAAUUUCCAGCGCCUGGUGUAUGUGCCCAUCAUCCCUAAGAAGGGUGACAAAUACUUCUGCAAGGUGGCCCAUUCCACCUUCCCAGAGCCGCAGCUUUACCGAUGGGAUGAAGACUUCUAA